AGAACCUUGCCCUGAUAUCCCACCUGAACCUCCCUGGCACAGCUCCAGCCGCUCCCUGGGUGCUGUCCCUGUCCCGGGGAGCAGGGAUCAUUGCCUGGCAGCUCCAACCUGUGUUCCAGGUGUUUCCCAGGCUGGGGAUGUCUCUGGAGAUCACCUUCCUGGGCACGGGCGCUGCCUACCCGACCCCGGCGCGGGGCGCCUCGGCGCUGGUGCUGCGCAGGGAAGGGCAGUGCUGGCUCUUCGACUGCGGCGAGGGGACACAGACACAGCUGAUGAGGAGCCACCUGCGAGCAGCCAGAAUUACCAAGAUUUUCAUCACCCACCUUCACGGUGACCACCUCUUUGGGCUUCCCGGGCUGCUGUGCACGCUCAGCCUGCAGAGCAGGCCCAAUGCCAGCAAAGCCCCCGUUGAUAUUUACGGGCCACUGGGGCUACGGAGCUUCCUCUGGAGGAGCCUGGAGCUGUCCCACUCGCAGCUCCUCUUCCCCUACACCGUCCAUGAGCUGGUCCCCACGCCGGACCAGUGCCCCGCAGAGGAAUUCAAGGAUUUCUCUGGCUUGGACAGGGCUGAGGCGCUUCCCCAGGGCCCUCCAGGGAGAGUUCUGCACCUGGAUCCAGCAGAAGACUCCUACUUGCUGGUGGAGGACAAGUGGCUGGUUGUGAGAGCGUUCCGCCUCUUCCACCGCGUGCCCUCCUUCGGCUUCGUGCUGGAAGAGAAGCCCCGGCCUGGGAAGCUCAAUGUGCAGAAACUGAAGGACCUUGGAGUCCAGCCAGGCCCCCUGUACGGGAGGCUGAAGAGCGGGGCUGCCAUCGUGCUGGAGAGCGGAGCCACGCUGCAUCCCGCCGACGUGCUGGAGGCGCCCAUUCCGGGCAGGAAGAUCUGUGUGCUGGGCGACUGCUCGGGGCCGCUGGGGGCCGGGGCGCUGCGGCUGUGCCAGCAGGCCGACCUGCUGGUGCACGAGGCCACGCUGGGGGACAACCAGCAGGACAAGGCGUGGGAGCGCGGGCACAGCACCCCCGGCAUGGCGGCGCGGCUGGCACGGCAGUGCCGCGCCAAGAGGCUGGCGCUGACACACUUCAGCCAGCGCUACACAGCCGGCCAGGCCGAGAUGCAGCAGCUCAGGGGACAGGCCGAGGCCGUGCUGGAUGGCCAGGAGGUGACGCUGGCCAAGGACUUCAUGACCAUAGAGAUACCAAUG
Molecule: messenger RNA, 1199 nt
Organism: Parus major (Great Tit)
Lineage: Eukaryota; Metazoa; Chordata; Aves; Passeriformes; Paridae
Gene: ELAC1
Product: elaC ribonuclease Z 1
Exons: 3
Cellular component (GO): nucleus
Molecular function (GO): 3'-tRNA processing endoribonuclease activity
Source: RefSeq, a predicted model, not a curated record